AAAGAAGUUAAAUUAAUGCACAGACAACUCGGUGUAAAUGUUUUACUUGUAAAAAUAUAAUUAAGGUAAAUUAUAACUUACCUAAGUACAAUAAUGUCAAACGUAGUCAAACCCGCCGAUCGUUACGCUGGACUCGACACAAGAUUUUGGGCCGACAUCGUGCACAUGGCCGAAGUGAAUAAAGCAAUUAAUCUAGGUAUGGGAAUGCCGGACUUUAAUGCACAGCCCCAGUCUAUUAUGGACGCCAUGUGUGAUGUGUUAGUCGAUGGCCACUAUUCGCUACAUCAAUACACAAAGAGUUCGGGUCAUCCGAGAUUAGUAAAAGUGUUGGCCAAACUAUACUCACACCUAUUGAACAACGAGGUGAAAGAUGACAACAUCCUGAUAACGCUGGGCGCCUAUCAGGCCAUACACUGCGCGCUGUACGGCCUAAUUAACCAUGGUGAUGAGGUGAUUAUAAUUGAUCCGGCCUACGAUGCCUAUGCCACGAUUACUAGGGCUGCUGGUGGUGUACCCGUGCAUACGGCACUCAAACGUACCGAUACCUAUAGAAAUGAAAAUAAUAAUGAUAUUACCGGUGCUGAUGCCUUGAUGCCGGGUAUGUACGAGCGCACAGUAACCAUCGGCAGUCUGGGCAAGGCGUUCAACGUGACCGGUUGGCGGUGCGGUUGGGCCAUCACUGGGCACCCGGGCAUUAGACACGCGCUAUCACUGGCCCAUGUGGUCAGCGUAUACUGUUGUCCCACACCUAUUCAAGAGGCAGCAGCUAGGGUGUUUGAAAUUGAGCUUGAUAAACUCCAGCUCAAUCACGUGGACUGUAUGUAUUGGACACAACUGUGCGCACUGAUGGGCAAAAAGCGGACACUAAUGUAUGACAUGUUGACCGACAUGGGUUUGAAGCCAAUGAUGCCCGAAGGGAGCUAUUAUAUGGUGGCUGACUGUCAAGCCCUCAUAGAUAGACUGGAUUUAACCGCAUAUUACGAUAAGAGGGGCAAAACGUUUGAGUUUGUCCGGUGGCUGUCCGCACGGGGCGUACAGGCGGUGCCGUUGACUGUGUUUUACAGUACGGAUAAUAAGCAAUUGGGCGAAGGUAUCACUAAUGAGCUUGGUGCUAAUAAAGGGUUUUAUUUGGGUCGUUAG
This is a messenger RNA of Medioppia subpectinata, 1140 nucleotides long. The record is from the annotation of a GenBank genome assembly. NCBI's taxonomy places the organism in Eukaryota, Metazoa, Arthropoda, Arachnida, Sarcoptiformes, Oppiidae.